CGGCGUUCACUUUUGGAAUAUUGAAAAUAAUGAAAUUUUUGUUGAAUAUUAAUUUGAACGAGACUUUAUUCCGUGGAUGUUUAUGAAAAUCUUGUAGCAUCUAAAUUCGAAGUUAUGUGAAAUAAUAUGUCACAUUUGGAUCCUGGUGAACCGAGGGUGCAAGACAUCAUAAAUGCCGCUAGAGGGCCAAUCAAGUGCCACAUACCUCAACGACUACCUUUAGCACGACAGAAACCACCGGCAUACAAGACGAAAGCCGCUGGUAAUUCUAAAUUGGUGGUUGUGUCAGCACAACAGCCUCGCUUCGUGUCCAGGCCUAAUUCACGACCACGAUCUGGUGAACAACCAAGACCGAAGUCAGCGAAUCGAACAAAAGAUGACAUGGCGUCCACAAAGCCUGCGUUUCCAGUGAACCGGUCCUCGCGGCCCGAGAAAGAGAGACUCCUGCCGGCUCCGAGGCGACCAUCAACGAUACCUAGAAGAAUUCCCCAUGAAAAUAUGGUACACAGCAAAACACCUCGGCCAAUAACUGUAUUGGUUCCGAAACAACCGACAAAAACCGUUUAUACUAACCGAACAAUGACUUGUCUACCUGAUCAGGAAACUAUCAAUAGGCAUGAGGACUUGGAGUUGCAACAAAGUGAAAUAUUAGAAGGAGCACCUAUUUACGCGGAUUUAAACGAAAAAGAAUCAAUAACAUCGCGAAGCGAAAAAGUGACACAACUUAAAAUCUCCUGGCAGGAAAAGAUCGUACAAUUCGAAAAGAUGAAAAAUGAGUUAAAUGAAAAACAGAAAGCAAUAAUGGAAGUUUACGCGGCCUUGGGAGUGACCCAUCAAAAGAUGUCGGCCUUGGGCCAGCGGUCGAACCUGCCGCCGGCUGAAGAGCUGCGCAUCAUGAACGUGGCCAACCUGACGCCAGACCAGCUGUUGCAGCUGUGCGCCAACUCCAAGCACUUCGACGGCAAACACCCGCACGAAGAUGCUUCAUCAAAAACGCCAGUGGCCAUCGAUAUGAAUAAACUGUAUAAUAUGCCAUCAAAAUUAGUUGGAACCUGCGAGCAAACAUUAGUGAUGAGAAAAGCAAUUAUCGAAACAUUAGAAGCCAUGACAACGAAAAAAGAUGUCAGCUUGAGUCAAUUACUGAAGAAAAUCAAUGAAUUUAACGCGGAGAACGAAAUGCUUGCAUGCUCCUUGGAAAAGGUUAAAAACGAGUUUUUUGACGAGCUAAAUGAUAUCGUAGCCUUCAUCAGAAAAUGCGUGAAUGAUACGGUGGCCGCCCAGAUGCGCAGCGAACAGCUGACGUAUGAAAUAUCAGAACUGAACGCGCAGAAAGAUGAUCUCAGGAAACAAAUACACAAUGUUGAUCAUCUUAAGUCCAGCGCCAACAGAAAUAGAGUCGAGGAAUUAGAAAAACAGCUGAAAGAAGAAAAGUGCAAGCGAAUUGUGAUCAGAGACCGCCUCACCCGUGCGGAGGGGCAGGUGAAAAUAAGCGGCGAGCAGGCCUCCCAGCUGGAAGCCGCGCUGGAGCAAGCCCGCUCCAAGACUUGGAACUUGGAGCGCACGGUGCAGCAACUACGGGAGCAGAAUCAAAAGUUACAGCACGAGUUUGACAAGGAACUUAAUAAGUUUACAGAAUCUAUACGAGAAAAUACUUCGCAUUUGGAGGAAAUUGCUGAAGCGCGUGAAAAGUUGCAAACUGAAAAAGAGGAUUUGGAGAAACGCCUUACUGAAUUGUCUACCCAUUAUAAUGAAUCUCUGAAACAUGUAAAGCAUGAAAUGAAUAUCAAUGUGGUUAAGCUCAUAGAAAUUGAGAAACGAUAUGAGGAUGAAAAAGAAGAAAAACACAAAUUGGAAGCCAAAGUGGAGUCGCUUUGCUCGCAGUUAUUAGAGUCCGAGCUGAGACAUAAAGAUAUGUGUAAACAAUUACAAGAAAAAGAGGCGCAGCUUUGUAAAGCUACUGAAUAUUUGAGAGAGUUAGAAUUAACAAAACAUGAAUUAACUUUGGCUAAUGAAGAAAUGGACAGCUAUCGAAAACGUCUUGCUGAGCAGUGUGAUGCUUUGAAGGAAAUCGAGCGUAACUUCAAACAAACGUUAACAUUGGAGCAAGACUUGCGGCAAGACAUAUCAAAUAAAGAUGAAUAUAUUUCAGAGUUAGAGAAAAAAGUAACUUUAUUAGAACAACAGUUACAGGAAAGUGAAAGUAAAAUGACGUCAUACGAAGAGCAACUAAAAUCUCUCAAAAAUCAUAUCUCUCAAUUACAAGAGGACUUCGGAGAUUUUGAAAACCUAAAAGAACUACAUGGAAUGAUAAAUCAACAACGAGCUAAAUUAUUGGAAACUACUCGACAAAACGGUGAACUCGCAGAGGCAUUACAGAAGAAAGAUAUGGAGCUUGAGCGACACAUCGAAACUGUUGCAGAACAAGAACACAUAAUAGAGCAAAGAGAUGGGAUUAUAAAGAUGUUAUCAGAAAAAGAAGAAGAACAUACUAAUAUAAUUAAAUUGCUUAGAAAUAACUUGGAAAUACGGACUCAGGCAGAUAUGGAUCUUAAUCAGCAGUUGACUGACAAAAAUGCUGAAAUUGAAUCACUUGUUACAAACCUCGAAACAAGAAAACAGCAAAUAAGUCAAUUAGAAAAGAUCAUACUAACGUUGGAAGACCAAACACGCAAAGCGAGCGCUCAUAGAAGAAAAGAUCAAGAGAAAAUACAAUACUUGGAAAGUAAAAUAGCAGAAUAUGAAACAUACCACAUGGAACGCAAAAGAAGCAUCGAUACUCCAGCUGAUAAUCUAGACAGUAUAAUUAAAAUACUCGAAGAUGAAUUGGAAAGUCCAGUGGAUCCUAGAGGUCAUCAUACUCAGGCCAUGUAUUUCACUAAAAAGAGUUACGCUGGAGAUCAUAUAAAUCCAAAUAAAAGUGAAAGAUAUGCGCAUCAUGAUAGAAACAAUAUUUCAGUAUACGAAGACCACCACGAAAAUAUGCCUACAAAAAUUGUAGUCGAUUCUUAUUCUAAAAAACCACACGACGAACAUAAAAGUGACAAUUUAGACCGAAAAAAGGCUAUUACAAGUAUAGAUACCCAAAAGUAUGUCUCUACCCCAGGGCCCGGACUGAAUGUGUACGACAUACCACCAACGGUACAUGAAAACUUUGUUUCUAGAGGGAAAAUACCGACGCGACCAAAAGAUAUUUAUCUGUCAAGAAAUCUUAAUUUCAUAACUCCCAUUCAACUUCGUGAAGAUAAAAAGUGUAAAAUGUUUAAAUUCGCUGGUCAUCGACUUUCAUAAUUUUACUAAAUAUUCGUUUCGUA
Molecule: messenger RNA, 3311 nt
Organism: Ostrinia furnacalis (Asian corn borer)
Lineage: Eukaryota; Metazoa; Arthropoda; Insecta; Lepidoptera; Crambidae
Product: myosin-11
Exons: 19
Coding region: 127-3288 (1053 amino acids)
Source: RefSeq, a predicted model, not a curated record